UAUUUAGCGUCAGUCGCCGCCGCCCUUAAUAUUUGUCGGCGCAGAGCUCUGCCAGCAUAACACAAAAUAUUACAAAAAUUCAACAAUUAUAAUAAAAAUUUACAAAAUUUCUUUCCGUUUACCUUAAAUGCAUAAUAAAAUUAAGACAUGGUGAAUGUUAUGAAAGGAGUUCUUGUUGAGUGCGAUCCGGCUAUGAAACAAUUUCUACUACAUUUGGAUGAAACCUCAGCCUUGGGACGUAAAUUUAUUAUACAAGAUUUAGAUGAAAGUCAUUUAUUUAUAUCAACUGAAAUCGUUGAGACUCUACAGGCACGUGUCGAUGAAUUAAUGGAUCGCAUCAGUUUUCCCCUACACGAAAAAGAAGCUUAAGAAAUUUAUAACAUUUAAAAUAAUCCUAAAUAUUAAUAAAAAAUAUCCCUAAAAUACUAAAAUGGCCGGCCGUGAAUCGAAUCGCAUUAAAGAUGCCGAAAAGAAACGUGUUCUUGAUGAAGCUGCUCGCCAACGCCGUGCCCGCAAAGCCUUAGAAGCCUUAGAACAAGAUAAUUUUCAUGAUGAUCCCCAUGCUGAUUUGGUGAUGUCGAAAAAAGUUCCAAAAUUUCAAGAUAAUUUAAAAAAUCCCAAGGAAAACCGUAAAUCGAAACGUAAAGGUCCAGAAUAUUAUCGUGCUAAAUAUCGCAAAAAUUUUGCUCAACUUUUGGAUGAGGAGAAACAACAACACCCAGAUCCCCCCAACUAUACUAGUGCUUUAGCUCCACCUCCUUCAAAACCUUCGCGUCAUUUUUGUGCUGUUUGCGGUAAUUUUUCGAAAUAUUCAUGUACGGCCUGCGGUACACGUUACUGUUGCAUUCGUUGUUUGGGCACACAUCAGGAUACGAGAUGUUUAAAAUGGACGGCUUAAUAAUUAUAAAUUUAUAUUUUAAUAAAUAGAUUUAGCAA
Lucilia sericata (common green bottle fly) is the source of this 936-nucleotide messenger RNA. RefSeq names its product general transcription factor IIH subunit 5 (gene Tfb5). The record is from RefSeq and is a predicted model, not a curated record. The transcript has 2 exons. Gene Ontology annotation, cellular component: transcription factor TFIIH holo complex; transcription factor TFIIH core complex. NCBI's taxonomy places the organism in Eukaryota, Metazoa, Arthropoda, Insecta, Diptera, Calliphoridae. Bases 148 to 369 code for a protein of 73 amino acids. Gene Ontology annotation, biological process: nucleotide-excision repair, preincision complex assembly; transcription by RNA polymerase II; nucleotide-excision repair.